AAAAAAAAACUUUACUAGACGGUGGCAUAGACACAUCAAAAUUUCACCUAAUUUAAGUGUAUAACUCAUUAUUUUCUUUCCUAACAUCUAACCAUGGUCCCAAUACCUAUAUUGUCUACCUCAUCAUCAUGAAAUUUUUUCAAUCUUUUAAAUAUUUAACCUUCCCUUGAAACCAUGGAUUCAUUGUUUGCACCAUUUUUAUAAUUUUAUUUUUUUAGUUUGUGAAAUCCAUGGCAAAGACUAAAAGAAUUUGUCUUAUUUUGUUAAGGUUAUUGGCCUUUGUGGCCACCUUGUCAGCAGUGAUUGUUAUGGUUUCUAGCCAUGAGAGAGUUAGCCUUUUCACUGUUUCCUUUGAAGCAAAAUAUACUAACUCCCCUGCUUUGAAGUACUUUGUGAUUGCAAACUCUAUUGUUACUGUCUACGGAUUUUUGGUCCUCUUUCUUCCGUCGGAAAGCUUGCUCUGGCGGUUUGUGGUUGUUGUGGAUAUGGUGUUGACCAUGUUACUCAUCUCAAGCAUCUCUGCAGCUUUGGCUAUAGCUCAAGUUGCAAAGAAAGGAAACAAUUAUGCAGCUUGGCUACCAAUAUGUGAUUCUGUCUCCAAAUUUUGCAAUCAUAUGACAGGAGCUUUAAUUGCAAGUGUCAUUGGAGUCAUAAUAUACAUGAUUCUUUUGUUGUAUUCCAUUUAUAGUGUCCUUGAUCCUCUCCUCUUGAGAAAAACUUGAGCAGCUCUUCCGGGCCUCAAAAUAGAACAUAAGGUGAAAUAAACUCAUAUUAAUUGAACAACAAUUUUAUUCUAGUUGUAAGUUGUAACAUUAAUCUCUUAGUGAUAUUUUACAAUUUUUUAUUUAUAA
Molecule: messenger RNA, 851 nt
Organism: Cicer arietinum (chickpea)
Lineage: Eukaryota; Viridiplantae; Streptophyta; Magnoliopsida; Fabales; Fabaceae
Product: CASP-like protein 1C1
Source: RefSeq, a predicted model, not a curated record